ACCAUCGACCAUCAACCCCAUCGCCGAAAACCACACAGAUGAACCCGCCCAAAGAGGCAUGUGUACCAACUUCGCAUGCGUGGAAUUUCUAACUAUGAGCGCUUUUCGAGAAAAAUUUAAGCAUGAAGCCAACUCAGCAGCCCUGCAUCCAGGCCUCGAAUGGUCUGCUCAGCAUUUAGCGGGAAUUUUGUUCCCUCGAUUGCAUGCUAUGAAACAAGAUUCGUUAAACGGAACAUUGGCAUUGUUCCAACCGCAAUCUCCGAGCAGCAGAAGAACGCUUGAAAAAUGUUCAUGUUUCAUAAAUAAAAUAUCAAGUGAUAAAGGAAAAUCCGAGGCGGGAUAUCUGAAAUGCUUUAAUGAUGUUUUUGAGUUCAUUGAAGACUUGGACGACAUCUGCCCGCUGCAUCCCCGUCCCGCUGACAGUCUUCCGUGCGUUUUCCUGCAAGAAGCUGAAAAUUUGGACGGUAUUAGGUCUCUUCGUUGCAUGUCCCGUCGUUCAGGCCUGUGCUUGAUUGAGCCCUGUAGUGCCGAGGCAUUCAGGGGAAUUCUACGACAUCUCAUUGACGAGAAUAAACGUUGCCAUCUUCUGACGGAAACCGACUUGAAAUUUUUAGCCCAACAGCAAGAAAAAAUUGAAGACCAAAUGGACUGUAGAAUUUGUUUAUCGCAGGAAACGGAUGUUCCUAGCCUUGAAGCCAAGAACUCUCAAUUUUCCUCCGAGAGCUACAGGAACCACGACGUGAGAGGCAGAACUGUGGUCGUUGACGGUUGCCGCAUGCUGCUCGAUGAAGCUUUCCAGCGUUGUUUUGGCCGCGAUGGAUCGCUUCUAUACGUCCGCGCGGAUUGGCUUGCAGAUAAUGAUACAUUGAGAAUGUUCGCCACUUACUGCAAUUCUUUCGCGAUCAAUUCAAGGUACGUCAACACCGAAGUGCUCGGUCCGCUCGCUGGACUCCUUGGACAAAAGCUUGAAUGCCAUCUUGCUCCGCUCUUCAGUAUUGAGUUUGCCGGAAAUUCCAUCUGA
Molecule: messenger RNA, 1021 nt
Organism: Hyalella azteca
Lineage: Eukaryota; Metazoa; Arthropoda; Malacostraca; Amphipoda; Hyalellidae
Exons: 5
Coding region: 59-1021 (320 amino acids)
Source: RefSeq, a predicted model, not a curated record